Messenger RNA from Camelina sativa (false flax), 1083 nucleotides. RefSeq names its product RNI-like superfamily protein. Lineage: Eukaryota; Viridiplantae; Streptophyta; Magnoliopsida; Brassicales; Brassicaceae. The record is from RefSeq and is a predicted model, not a curated record. Gene Ontology annotation, molecular function: GTPase activator activity; protein binding.
ACUAGCUUAACCUAGGAGGAACGAAUACAUUUAUGAAGCAACUUUAUCUAAUGGAUCAUGACAUAAAAGUUGGAGUUUCUAUGAGCAAAGUAUUUCCGAGCUUUAAUUUCUUAACUGUUAUUAACCUAAGUUAUACCAAUCUAGAGAAUGAAGGUGCUAUAGCUAUAGUAAACGCUCUCAAGAGUUCUGCUCCAUCUUUUGAAGUUAUAGAACUGGCCGGUAAUAACAUAACUGAUGAGGCGGCUCCAGCUAUCGCCGCUUGUUUGGCAGCAAAGCGACAUCUGAAAAAGUUGAAUUUGGCUCAGAAUGAUCUCGAAGACGAGGGAUGUGUUGACAUCGUAGAGAGUAUGGAAGACUUGGAGUUAGAAUAUGUUGAUAUGAGCUACAAUAAACUGACAAGAGGAGGAGCACUGAAUCUGGCUCAUACGGUUGUCACGAAAGAAAGUCUCAAGAUGUUGAACAUUGAUGGGAAUAUGAUCUCUGUUAGAGGCAUUGAGGAAGUCAAAGAGAUAUUCAAGAACUGCCCUAAGUUACUUGGACCUUUGGAUGAGAUGCAGAAUGACUCUUUUGGAGAAGACGAUGAGGAUUAUGAAGAGAACGAAGGUAAUUAUGUGGAUGAUGAUGAUGAUUUAAGAGAGAGGAAUGAUCUUGAAGAUUUUGAAGAUGAAUUUGUGAGUUAUUUUAUCUAUUAUUAGUUUGUAUUGUACAAAUAGAGAGUUGUGCUGCUGCUAUCUUACUUCUUAAAAUCAAACUCUUUCAUCAAAUACCAUAUUUUAGCAAGUGUACACAUAGUUCUUCUGAGAAAAAUAUUAUAAACAUUGAUGAAAAGGGUUUUCAAUUUCAAAUAUUCGUUCUACAGAAGAAACAUAACUUAGUAAUACUUUGAGAAAAUACAAAACUUAACACGAGACCAAAUAAAAUAAAUGUAUUACAUGUUAGAUUGACAUAAGUUACAUUGGGAAGAAGAACAUCUAAAUACUUCUACAAACACACAGACACGUAGAAGACUGAAGAAGAGACCAAACUCAACUCAGAUCUCACCUCACCUUCUUCACUUUCGUCUACUUCCAUUAGAACUUUGAG